GCUGUUGGGAUUAAACUAUGGGCGAUUGUCCGUAGUAUAAUAUAGUGUACUCUAGUUUAAAAAUGAAGAUAUUAAUCUUUAUUUCUUUGUACGUUGUGUUUGCUUCUGCGAGCCAGGAGUUGGAGGUGCCUACUGAAAAUAAUGUCGCCAAAAAGGAUGACAAAACGACCAAUUUACUUUUAACACCACCUGUGGACGAUGUAAGCAAGCCUCCAAAUGUUAGUGUAGAAACUACAACUGCAAAACCUCUUACAUCUUCUACUAUUAUACCAGUUACUUCUACUUCACCAGCCUCAACUACUACCAAAGCUAAGGGUAAAACAAUAAGACAUAGAAAACCAUCGCAUAAAAGACCAAGAUACAGGCAUAAAGGAUCAAAAGACCACAUGAGACCGAAGCCUAGGUUACCAAAAGGACCAGUGGAUUUGAGACAUAGAAGACCGAAAUAUCAUCAUUAUACUAGGCAACACAGAAAACCAGUAUACCGUGUUCCUAAAGAGAUCAAACCUUAUAACAGACACAAACGUAUUAACAGAAGACGGGACAAUGAUUAUUAUUAUUAAAUUGUACUUAAUAAUGUAAUUAUGAGGUAAUUUGGACCCGGUUAUGUCCCAAAACUGCGACCAGACCCCGAGAAAUGGGCAGCAGCAUUUCGUACAAUAGGCAUGUUUCCUACUAGUCAAAUUCAAUACUUUUUUCGAAACGUCAAAAACGAUAGUUUCUAUAUACUUUGUAUGAAAUACUCUAUUAUGACGUCAUAAGUUUUUGACGUCAUAUAGCAGACUUAUUACUAGAAAUUUAGCUAGAAAAAAUCGAAAAUCUAAGUAGUUCAUAAAAUUGAAUCAGAGUGUUGAUUAUUUUUAUUAAAUAUUUUAUUGUAUUGAAAAGUUAUAAUAAAUAAUUUUUGACCCAGUCAUCAUCCCUAUUGUCGGUGAUCUAACUGCGCUCGCCAAUUGCCUGCCAAGCGUGUUCAGGUAAAACUGGGCCCCCAGUCUCUGACAGGCCCACCGUUCUUGGCUCCCUAAGAAGAGCUGAAGAGGGUGCUAAGAAUCUAAGAAGACCUCAUUAAAACCGUUUAUGUUUUAUUUGUUGUGUAUUAAUGGAACAUACAUACAGUUUUAAUAAAUAUGUAUAAUAUUGGACCAUGCUCCCGCUACUGGUCGGCUCCUAUUUUUAUAUUUUUAAAUAUUAUUUUAUUUUGUAUUUUAUAAGUAGUAUUUAAAAAUGUAAUUUUAGAGAAUUUUGAAUAAAUAUAUCUAUGUAUAAUAUAAAAUUUAAGAUCAUUAAUAAUACUUAGAGAUAUUAUAGGGAUGUGUCUGUGACUAUACCUUUAAUAAAUCAAACUACAUAGUGUA
Molecule: messenger RNA, 1355 nt
Organism: Spodoptera frugiperda (fall armyworm)
Lineage: Eukaryota; Metazoa; Arthropoda; Insecta; Lepidoptera; Noctuidae
Exons: 2
Coding region: 63-563 (166 amino acids)
Source: RefSeq, a predicted model, not a curated record